This is a messenger RNA of Cygnus atratus (black swan), 7162 nucleotides long. RefSeq names its product transforming growth factor beta receptor associated protein 1 (gene TGFBRAP1). The record is from RefSeq and is a predicted model, not a curated record. NCBI's taxonomy places the organism in Eukaryota, Metazoa, Chordata, Aves, Anseriformes, Anatidae. Gene Ontology annotation, biological process: intracellular protein transport; autophagy; vesicle-mediated transport. Bases 142 to 2730 code for a protein of 862 amino acids. The transcript is spliced from 12 exons. Gene Ontology annotation, cellular component: membrane; cytoplasm.
GGGCGCGGUACCGGAAGCUCCGCGCCCGCCCCUCCCCUCCCCGCGGCCGGCGGCGGCGGAGCCCCAGCGAGGCCCGGCCCGGCCCGGCCGCGGUUCCCGGAGCGGCGGCGCCCGGCGCUCGCAGAUCACCCGGAAGACACAAUGAGUGUUAAAGCUUUCAAGCUCGUUUCUGCUGUCGAGCGGGAGGUGUUAAUGGGAGACAAAAAUCACAUCAACAUCGAAUGCAUCGAGUGUUGUGGAAAGAACCUCUAUAUUGGAACCAACGACUGCUUUAUCUAUCACUUUCUGCUGGAUGAAAAGCUAUCGACAGCUGGAAAAAUAUCUUUUGCUGCCACCAAGCAACUGCAUAAAUACCUGGGCUUCAAGAAGCCAGUGAAUGAGUUGAAAGCGGCAUCUGCACUCACCAGGCUUCUUGUGCUCUGUGACAACACGAUAACACUAGUUAAUAUGAUGAACUUGGAACCUGUCCCCACUGGUGCUAGAAUCAAAGGAGCUGUGACGUUCACUUUAAAUGAAAACCCUGUGAGUGGGGACCCUUUCUGCGUCGAAGUCUGCAUUAUCUCGGUCAAGCGACGGACCAUUCAGAUGUUCAUGGUGUUUGAAGACAGAGUCCAGAUCGUGAAGGAAGUGUUUACUCCAGAGCAACCCUGUGCCGUGGCUGUAGAUGGCUAUUACUUGUGUCUUGCACUUACUACACAGUAUAUCAUUUUGAAUUACAAUACUGGCGUCUCCCAGGAUCUGUUUCCUUUCAGUAGCGAUGAGAAACGGCCGAUUGUGAAGAGGAUUGGCAGGCAAGAGUUUCUGUUGGCUGGUCCUGGAGGGCUAGGAAUGUUUGCAACUGUAGAUGGCAUUUCACAGCGUGCCCCCGUGCACUGGUCCGAGAACGUGAUUGGAGCAGCUUUGUGCUUUCCCUACGUUGUUGCUCUAGAUGAGGAGUUCAUUACAGUGCACAGCAUGCUUGACCAGCAGCAAAAGCAAACCUUACCUUUUAAAGAAGGACACAUUCUACAGGACUUUGAAGGAAAGGUGAUUGUUGCUACCAGUAAGUGUGUGUAUAUCUUGGUGCCGCUGCCUCUGGAGAAACAGAUUCAGGAUCUUCUAGCUAGUCACAGAGUGGAAGAAGCCCUUGUUCUAGCAAAAGGAGCUCGAAGAAAUAUUCCAAAAGAGAAAUUUCAGGUAAUGUACAAACGAAUCCUGCAGCAAGCAGGUUUUAUACAGUUUGCACAGCUUCAGUUCCUUGAAGCAAAAGAGCUCUUCAGAAGCGGCCAGCUUGAUGUCCGGGAGCUGAUCUCUCUCUACCCCUUCCUGUUGCCUACUUCCUCUUCAUUUAUACGGUCUCAUCCCCCUCUGCAUGAGUAUGCUGACCUCAACCAGCUGACCCAAGGGGACCAGGAGAAGAUGACAAAAUGCAAACGAUUCCUCAUGAGUUACUUGAAUGAAGUCCGCAGCACUGAGGUUGCAAAUGGCUAUAAGGAAGACAUCGACACAGCUUUACUCAAGUUAUAUGCAGAGGCGAAUCACGAAAGCCUGCUAGAUCUGCUAGUUUCGGAGAACUUUUGUCUUUUAACAGAUAGCGCAGCCUGCCUGGAAAAGCACAAAAAGUAUUUUGCCCUUGGUCUCCUGUAUCACUACAACGGUCAAGAUGCUGCAGCACUUCAGUUAUGGGUGCAGAUAGUUGACGGAGACAUUGAAGAUUCUACACGUUCAGAUCUCUAUGAAUAUAUAGUAGACUUCCUUACAUUCUGCUCAGACCAAGAUCUAGUGUGGAAAUACUCUGAAUGGGUUUUACAAAAAAAUGAAGAGGUUGGAGUACAGAUUUUUACUAAAAGGUCUUUGGAAGAACAGGAGAAAAACAUCAAUCCAGAUGAUAUCAUCAGUUGCCUUAACAAAUACCCUAAAGCACGUGUUAAAUAUCUAGAACAUCUUGUAUUAGAAAGAAAAAUAGAGAAAGAAAAGUAUCAUACUCACCUAGCUGCAUUGUAUUUGGAGGCAAUACUUCAGCUAAAAUCUGUGACCACGGAUAAUUGUACAGAAACAACUGAACUUCUGUCGAAACUACGCAGUCUUCUUCAAAAAUCUGAUCUUUAUAGAGUUCACUUUAUUUUGGACAAAGUCCGUGGCACGGACCUUCAUAUGGAAAGUGCAAUUUUAUAUGGAAAACUAGAAGAACAUGAGAAGGCUUUGCAUAUCCUUGUCCAUAAGUUAAAGGACUUCCAUGCUGCUGAAGAAUACUGUAUAUGGAACUCUGAGAACAGAGAUCUGCAGUACAGACGGAGGCUUUUCCAUAUGCUGCUGUCGGUAUAUCUAAAUCCAGGCGCUUCGGAUUAUGCGCUAGUCAUGGCUGCUGUGGAUCUGUUGAAUAACCACGCUGCUGAGUUUGAUGCAGCUCUGGUUUUGCAGCUGGUGCCUGACAGCUGGUCAGUGCAGCUCCUUUCCCCCUUCCUGGCCGGAGCGGUGAGGCAAAGCAUUCAUACAAAAAGAAUGACUCAGGCUGCACUUGGGUUAGCACAAGCCGAAAACUUGAUCUACAAAUACGAGAAGGUCAAACAAAAAGGAACCCCAAUUCUCCUUUCGGACAAAAAAGUCUGUCAAGUGUGCCAAAAUCCUUUCUGCGAGCCUGUAUUUGUAAGAUACCCGAAUGGGGUUAUGGUCCACACACACUGUGCUGCAAACAGACGUCUGAAUUCAAACGUGGCUCAUCGCUCUUCCAGCUCCAGCAAUCAGACUUGAAAUAUGUUCCAGAUCCCACAAGUUCCCAUGACUUACACCCCGUUGAAAGUGGGCUGGAAAAAAGAACAAAGUGCAGCUACUUUAAGUAUAAAUCAAAAUGAACAGAUAGUCCUUGGGUUAAUGGGAAGAAUUCCAUAAACAUAAAAUAUGGCCACUUGCCUUCUAAAUUUCUAAUGAAUGUUGAUACAGGAAAAAAAAUCACUACCACAGAGAGGUGUAAAUAUAGUCUAUUCUGUACAUAGUAAUAAACAGACAAAGAAAGCAAGCCUUUUCUUCACAGUAAGGAUGAAUGUUAUGGAGACAAGGUAAACAGUUAUUUUCAGAAAUGUCACUUUGCACUGAAUGUGGUGUUGAUAAACAUGUAGAGGUGGAGAUGGCAUCUCUUGAAGUUGGAAUUCUUGGAGCAUUACAUGACAAGACUGGGAUAAUGCAGCUGACUAUCAGGACAAAAACAUACUUUGGUUAUGAUGUUUGCUGCAGCAUGUCCUCUUUUGGAUUCUCUUCCCCAGGAUCACGUUAUGAACUUGUUCUUUGCUCUACGAGUCAUUGGCUUUUGCACUUUUUAGUACUUUUAUUUCCUUCCCCUCUCCUCUGCUGUAUAGAAUUUAAACUUGAGCACUGGUCUGUUAGGUUUCUACUCCUACAGUUACUGUAGUAAACUGAGUGGAAACUGAUUGCCUUGGUCACACAGCUGUGCUCGGAAGAAAAAAAUGAAGUCAGAUUGUCUGGUCAGACUGUAGUCACUUUUAUAUGGGGAAGAUACUUUAAUAUUGAUUUAUUUAUUAAUAUGCAAAUAUACUGUACAUACAGUUGAAUAAAUUGAUCCUAUCAUAGAGUUUCCUUGGAGGAUAAGGAUGUAGCUGAUGCAUAAGCAUAUAGGUUACAUGCUAAAUGUUUGCUAUAACAUAACUUAAGCAGAUUGAAACUCCACAAGAAUGGGUGUUAGUACCUGUGGAUGACUUCGUGCAAUCAGAAUCAUGGAAAGGUGGUAUAAUUGGGAGCAAAUCUACAAAGAUGCACUACAGGGGUACUGGAUUUGUUGUAUUCUACAAAACAUUCUGUAAACUAAAGCUUUUCAGACAACAAAAAAUAUUUAACUGCCAGGAUGAGCUGUUUAACCAUUUUAAAGCAAAUUAAAAGAAGCAGCGUCCCAGAAAAAAAAGAUUUGAAAAUGAUGACUUUAAAUAAAAGUUAAGAAUUUCAAAGUCAAAGCAUUUCUUUCAAUUUUUUAAUGCUCUAAUAAACAGUGAACAGCAUGCAGCUGACAGUCAGUAGGGCUUCUUACUGUUUUAGUGUUCCAAAUCAGAAUUCAGACUUCCCGUAAAGUGGAUCAUCUGCAUGAUAUCAUCUAGUUGCGGUCUCAGCAGAAGUCUCAGAAGUGUUAUAAGGCUGUUUCAUAAGCCAGCCUUUCCAUAAACAUUGUGUUGCAUCCAGGAAUGGGCAACCAGACUACAUCCAGGAUAUCCAUUUCUUUCUAUUUGAAGCAAAAGUCCUUUGGAUCUUUCUCUUUCCUGAAUCAGAAAUCAGAAAAGUAUAGCCAUUGUGUUGGGUUAAAAAAAGUUUAGCUCUUUCUACUAAGGUAUGUAAACAUUUAGUGAAAAGCACCUUCAAAAAAAGACAUUCUCUGUCACUUCUGACUUCUAUUAUGAGUGAUUCUCCUGUGUUUCAUUGAUACGAACAGGUUCUGUAUCUUGUAUUCAUGGUUUUCAAACGUAUACAAAUAACAGUGAUGAGAGACAAAUUUGUAGUUCCCUGUCCUCAUAAUAUUUGCUGAUAGAGAGGCAGUGACCUUUCAAAGAUCUGAUAAACUUUCUGUGUAUAGUAGCAUGCAAUUCAUAAGAAAUACUUUAUUUUGCUGCAAGCAUCCUCAGUGUGCUCUUUGUUCCUAUCUAAUAAGGAGGUAUUAAAGCAAACAUCACUCUCCAUGGUUAAGACUAAUUCUGGCUGCUAGAUAGUGAUGAACAAACUUAGUCUUUGUCAACUAGUGUUGCAAUGGAUUAGAGAUCAUAUUAUUCCAGACCAUAAGAAAAUUCUUAAUUGUUAUUGCAUGAAAAGGUAAGGCUGAAAAAUAUAAACUAUUUAUAUUAAUGAUUUUUCCAUUUUUUUUACAUUGGCUAAAACGUAGCAGUAACAAAUGUCUAUUUCUACAUACAGAACAAAUACAGAAAUAGGAGUAACGCAAGGUAGCAUAUCUGCAAUCGUUGAUGACCAAAAAGUGAUUGUUGAAGAUGGGAGAUCUAUCCUUUUUAGCCCUCCAGGAAUGGGGACUGGAAAAAGUAUUAGCAUUUGUUUCAUACAUUGUUAGAUUUUUUUUUUUCCCAGGUGAGUUUUAUACUGGAACUCACUUGGAUGAACUAAUAUGAAAGUCCCACGGUAGCAAAAACGAAAAAGAAAAAAAAAAACAGCAUGAGGCUGAGGUAGAGCAAGAGCUCAGCAGGGAGGUGGCAGGUGAAGGAUGCUGCUGCAGUGCGCGUAGAGCACUUCAGCAACUGGGAUAACCCACGGCCAGAGGAGAUGGCACCCUUAGUCAGAGUGGUGUGUGGGAUGCUGUAUUUUAUCACCAGGAAACUCGUGAAAGGUGUCUGUACUUAAAUCCUCGUAGGAGGACAACUACACCGCCUCUUCUGUAAGAACUUCAUAUUGGAGAACCUGAGUUCGUUCCUCCAUUUCUUAGUGCUGUCAGUUUGCUCAUUCUAGUUUUGUAUACCUGAAAUGCUGGGACAGCGUUGCUGCUUCGGUAAGUUCUGACAUGGAUACAGAGCAGUGAGGGAAUGAUAAUCUGGUGAUUAAUUGCCAACUAGAUUAAUAAAGGCAGGAAAGAAAAUUAUUUUGUUGACCAUCCUUCUAGAUCUGAAAUUGAAGGGACUUGGGGCUCUGAGAGGUAAAGCUUGAAGCUGCUGAUUUUUGUUCUUCUCUCUGUCCAGUCAGGGGAUGUGACCUGCCCUUAGAGAAAAGAGAUUGAAGCAGAAUAUUUCUUCUUAAUUUAGCUCUUGGUAAAAUAUUUCUUUGUAAUUUAUCAUCAUUUUUUUUUUUGCUGAUGAAUGUCCUCAAUUUUGUAUGUGUUGAAAUCCAAACACUAGUGCAGGAUUUCUGUAAUGUCACAGGGCGUCUGUGAUUCUGGGCAUAACAGGUGAGGUUAGUCUCUCACACGGAUGCUUUUGCAGGUAUGGAGACUCAUUUACCACAAUUUCUAAUUAAGGAAAUGCUGCAUUUCUGACUUUAUUUUUAGCCAUCCUCUGUUACGGUGGCUGACACAUACAAAAAACACUUCUUAAGCACUUCUAUUUCUUUUGUGUAUCCUCUUUUCCUCUCAUAAAAAUUGUCUAUUAUCUGUGUGUAUGUCAUCCUGUGCAGUUUUUUCCUUCUACAAGACAAAAAGAGGGAAGAAGUUGCCCAAAAUCUGGCGCUGUGUUCAAAGUAACGGCUGUACAUUUAUGACUAGGGAGAGUUUAAGUCUUCAUUUCUGUGAUUUGAAGAGAUAGCUAUCAUGUAAAUAAUAUCAGAAUAAUGGGCUCAAAGUCUGGAAAAACAUGAGUUAUUUUUCUUUAUACAGAGUACACCAGAAGAACCAAUGAAGUGACUUUUUCGGGCAGCCUGUCCUCCAGCGGCUCAGUUGUGCACAGGAGCUUAGGCUACAAUGGGAAUGGGCUUUACUGCCCACACUCCAACCUCCAAAACCUAUAACCUGUAUUACCCAAUUAAUAUUCCUUUCCUAGCCCUAAAUAAAUUGACAUGGGUGUUAGUCUGGAGAGUUCCAGAUGUUCCUUAGCACAUCUAUAUCUGUUCAAUAAAAUGUCUCUUAGUUACAUCAACAGCAUGAAAAGCUUAUAAUGCCAACUGUGGAAAGGUGGUGGUAGAGAUGGAGUUUGUCUAUGUUUUCCGAGACCUUCAUUACAUAUUUGAGCACACAAGCAUUAUCCUGAUUCUGCUUAAUCUUUAUAAUGAAACCUGUUAUUUGCAAGACUUCUAUCCUGAAUGACAUUAAAAGAUGUUAUUUUAUACAGUUUAAUCAAGAGGUAGCUUCAUUUUAUUACUUCUCCCAAUUUGCCGCAGUCUUUAUUCAGCACAGACCUAAGUCUUUUAUUACAUCCUGCUGUUUAUAAUUGGCAGUAACUGAUACAUUUUCAUUGUGUGCUCUCCUCCCAUUGCAUCUAUUUACUGCUUUUUCUCCUGCUGUACAACACUUUGGGGCUUGUGCCCUGUGAACACUGAUAAUUAAAUGUGCUGCUAUCUUUAAAGGAAAAAAAGUUAAUGACAUUCUACAAUGUUUGAUUAUAAAAAUGAAGUUCCCCUGCAGUAAGUUUUGUUUGGAUGGAAAUCUGUACUGUUAAUGCUUUCUGACUUAAUGGUUAUGUUGGUGAACAUAUACAGCAGUCUGUGAAAUGUACAAAUGUAUAAAUAUGUUGAUUUUUAAUAAAUACUUUUAAUUAUG